Molecule: messenger RNA, 1890 nt
Organism: Cuscuta campestris
Lineage: Eukaryota; Viridiplantae; Streptophyta; Magnoliopsida; Solanales; Convolvulaceae
Source: the annotation of a GenBank genome assembly
GGCAAAGUCCAAGAAAGAAAGAUGUAAAAAGUGUUUAUACCUGAGAGAAGACCAUUGCCUGCAUUGCAUCCGACAUCCAUGUCUCCAGAAAUCUUCUUCUUCCUCGUCAUCUCCCACCUAUGUUGUACUUUUAGCAGCAGCAGCAUCACUUCAACAUCAAAAGCCACUUGGGUCCAGUCUGGUUUCUGGCAUGCCAGCAGUCAGUUCCCGGUGCCAGACAUCAGUUCAUCUCUAUACACACACCUCGUCUUUGCCUUUGCCUGCAUCAAUUCCUCCACUUAUGAGCUCUACAUACCCCCCUCCGAUCAACCCUACAUCUCAACAUUCACAGAAACCAUCAGACGCAAGAACCCGUACGUCAAAACUCUACUGUCAAUCUGGGCAGGGAAAGAGGAAGCCCCACACUUCUUCUCAAUGGCUAACCAGUCUUCCAGCAGGAAAUCAUUCAUCAACAGUUCCAUACAAGCCGCCAGGAAAUACGGAUUCCAUGGCCUGGAUCUCUACGGUGUCCUUCCUAACACCGAGUCAAAUAUUGGGCUUUUCAUGGAUGAGUGGCGGGCAUCUGUGGACUCUGACUCACGGGCCCCACGGCUGAUCUUGACAAUGGGAGCACACUACUCCCCAGAGCUGGACUCCAUGACUUACCCUGUUGAUUCAAUGGUUAGACACUUUGAUUGGAUUCAUCUCAGGUCAUACGGCUACUAUCUGCCUAAAAGAGAUAACUUCACUGGACCACAUUCUGCUCUAUACGAUCCCUUAAGCAAGUUAAACACUGAUUACGGCAUAAGGGAAUGGUUCAGAAAAGGGUUUCCUCCAGAAAAAUUGACCAUUGGUCUACUGUUCCAUGGCUACGCUUGGACACUUGUGAACCCGCAGGACAACACUGUGGGAUCGCCUGCAAAAGGUUUGGCCAUAACACGAGAUGGGUCAAUGAACUAUAAAGACAUAAAGAAGUACAUGAAUGUCUACAAUGUCACACCGGUGUACAACUCCACUUAUGUUGUGAACCACUUCACGGUAAAAUCGUCUUGGAUCUGUUAUGAUGAUGUCGAGGCAAUCAAGACUAAGGUUUCCUAUGCGAAGAAGAAAGGACUUCGUGGUUACACUAUAUUUCAAGUUCCUUACGAUGAUGCCAAUUGGUUGCUCUCUAGAGCAGCUCAGGGCACAGAAGAUGGUCAGCAUAACAUGAAGGGAAGUGAAUUGGCAAUUUUAUUGCCCGCAUGCACGUUGGGUGCUUUCCUCCUAUGUGCUGCAAUAUGUUGUGUGACAGGGAAGCCCGGUGAACUACCCAAUGGACAAGAAAUUGCAGUUAAACGUCUCUCCCAAUGCUCUGUGCAAGGAGUGGAGGAGUUCCAAAACGAGGCGUAUGAGAUGUGGAAGACUGACAGGAGCGAGGAGUUCACGGAUCCGUCAUUGGACGAUGCUAUGUCGCCGUGCAAGAUGAAGAGAUGCCUGCAAGUGGCUCUGCUAUGCGUUCAGGAGAGAUGGGAAGACAGGCUGUCUAUGUUGGAGGUUUACUCGAUGCUCAGUAAUGAUUCUCUAACCCUACCUGCUCCGAAAAUGCCUGCAUUUGCAAGACAAGCAGGACACGACGAAGGUGCUUAUGGUGACUUCAGCCCUUGUGGGGAAGAGGACUGUUCCGUGACGUUUGCAACCACUUCUACCUCCGAGCUCAUCCCGCGUUGAUGUUAUGGAGCUUUAAACAUCCAAAUAAUCUUUGGAAAUGUCAAUUAUGAAUCUAUAGAAGAACUAACGCUGUGUUUGAAUAGGAGGGGCAAAAUAUAGUGAAGGGAAGAGAAAAUUCUGUGGAGGUGGGGAAGGGAGGAGUGGGAUCUUGUUUGGAUUCAAACAUUUUGCAGGAGGAGAAGUUCGCACAUGAACUGUGCUUCG